This is a messenger RNA of Eruca vesicaria subsp. sativa (arugula), 729 nucleotides long. NCBI's taxonomy places the organism in Eukaryota, Viridiplantae, Streptophyta, Magnoliopsida, Brassicales, Brassicaceae. The record is from the annotation of a GenBank genome assembly.
UAAAAACGUUUGGUGGGUUAUCAUUUUCAUAGUAUAUAUACACAAAUACUCUUAUAAGUAUAGUAAAAGGAAAGGCUUGGUAUAGAAAAUGAGAGAUAGAAUGGAGAGACUUGUGGUUUUUCCUUUCUCCGUCGGAUGUAUCUCCGACUCUAGCGUCGACGUUUUAUCUCCUCUCUCUAAACAUCAUCAUCGUUCUCCUCAAGGGAUUCGUGACCAAGAAGAGGAAGAAAACAUGAAGAAUGUAUUCAAGUUCCUUGCGGUAUCUAAACCGGAGAUCUCUACCGGUAUUAACCGGCUUUUUAAGAGCUUCAAGACCAUUUCUCAACUCUUUGCUUACAAAGAAGAGGAGAGUGAAGAAGGAGAGACAUCAGGGUUAAUGGAGAUAGGAGUUCCGACAAAUGUAAAACACGUUUCGCACAUUGGUUGGGAAAGCAGUAGAGAAUGGAAAGAUCUCAUACCGCCUGAGUUGCUCGCAGCCGCUGAUGCAAAAGAAGACGUUAUCAAUCCUCAUCUUUUAUAAUUCACUUCCUCUAUUUAAAUUUAUUUUUAUGUUUUGUACACGAAUCUAGACAUACUUUGAUACAUAUGGCGGAUAUGGGGAUUAUCUGAUUUAUAAUAUAAUGUAUGAUAUGCCGUAUACAUAUUAUUGGAGUACAUAAAUUGGUGCUAUAUAAUGUCUAAAUGUGUUUGUAUGUGAAUAGUAAGAUAUGAAUAUAUGAUAUAUAUGCG